Molecule: messenger RNA, 1624 nt
Organism: Oryza brachyantha (malo sina)
Lineage: Eukaryota; Viridiplantae; Streptophyta; Magnoliopsida; Poales; Poaceae
Product: angio-associated migratory cell protein
Exons: 12
Coding region: 157-1341 (394 amino acids)
Molecular function (GO): protein binding
Source: RefSeq, a predicted model, not a curated record
CCAGCCUGCUCGCCCGUCGCUCGGUGCCGCGCUGCCUCAGCCGGCCGGCCUCCCAGCUCCCAUUUGCUGUCUGUUGUGACUUUUACGAUGUUAGAGUUUGGACAGGACUACCCAUAGAAAAUUUCCUGGCUACGCCACUGCUCGCCGGAGAAGACGAUGAGCAUCUCGGGUGAGGUCCCCGGUGAGGGUUCUGAUGGGGAGGAGGUAUUCAUCAAUGAGGAGGACAUCAUCAACGAGAUACCCAUCGAUGAGGAAGAUCUCCCUGACCGUGAUGAAGAGGAUGAUGAUGACGGCGAUGGGAUGGAUUUGCAAGAGGAUGAUUCCCAAUACGCAUUCCGUGCUCAUACAGACGAGAUAUACUCUGCUGCAUGCAGUCCUACAGAUGCAUCACUUGUGGCUACUGGAGGGAAAGAUGAUAGAGGAUUCCUGUGGAAAAUUGGAUCAGCAGAGGAUGUUUUAGAGCUGGCCGGGCACACAGAUACAGUCUGUACAGUUGCUUUCAGCUCAGAUGGGAAUCUUUUGGCUUCUGGGAGUUUUGAUGGAUGCAUAAAUGUGUGGAAUACAGCUACACGAGCCCUUCAGGGAACCCUUGAGGGUUCUGGAUCUGGCUUCGAGUGGCUUAAAUGGCAUCCACGAGGGCAUCUGAUAAUUGCAGGAUCAGAAGACUGUAAUUUGUGGAUGUGGAACGCUGACCAUAAUGCCAUUCUUAAUACCUUUGCUGGCCAUAGUAGCACAGUGACAUGUGGUGAUUUUACUCCAGAUGGUAAACUUAUCUGUACCGGAUCAGAUGAUGCAUCAUUGAGAUUAUGGGACCCAAGAACUGCUCAAAGCAGGCAUGUUAUCCGAGGCCAUGGCUAUCAUACGGAUGGAGUAACAUGCUUAUCAAUUACUUUGGAUUCCCAAACAAUCGUUAGUGGCUCAAAGGAUAAUUCUGUGCAUGUUGUGAACAUAAACUCAGGCCAGGUUGUUGGUUCAUUGGAUGGCCACAGUGGCUCUAUUGAGUGUGUUGGUAUCUCACCAAGUUACAAUUGGGUGGCAACAGGGAGCAUGGAUCAGAAGCUCAUUAUCUGGGACCUUGCUCGCCAAUCGAUCCGAUGCACUUGCAACCAUGAUGAGGGAGUGACGUCCCUGGCAUGGCUCGGCUCGUCAAGAUUUGUGGCGUCAGGGUGCAUCGACGGCAUGGUGCGAGUCUGGGACAGCCUCUCCGGGGAGUGCGUCAGGGCCUUCGCCGGCCACGGCGAUGUCGUGCAGUCGCUCGCCGUCUCCGCUGACGGCAACUCCGUGGUCUCGGUGUCAACCGAUGGCUCUGCCCUCGUCUUCGACAUUUCCAUGUUCAAGUGAAGGCAUGGCAGCGCCAAUACAAUAGAUAAAAAAGCCAAUGCGAAGCUGCACGGUGAUCUAUCUUAUCUACUCGGCCACUUUGGCCACAUGCCAGAUAUUGAAAUUUUAUUUCUAUACAUGGAGCCGCACCCACUGCGAGUUGUAAAAUUAACGCCUUCUCCUGUCGAGGGGAUUGGAACUGCAAAGUUGGCUAUAUCAUUUUAUUGUGGGCAUUUGACUUGGAUUGAUAGCCUAAAUUUUCUGAUGUUUUGCUGCAUACUGUUGCUUACCCUUUUCUUUUCAA